Messenger RNA from Rotaria sp. Silwood1, 996 nucleotides. NCBI's taxonomy places the organism in Eukaryota, Metazoa, Rotifera, Eurotatoria, Philodinida, Philodinidae. The record is from the annotation of a GenBank genome assembly.
AUGGGUAAAGCAAUCGGCUGGCUCAAUAAUAAUGUUACUGUCAUAUUAGUUAAUACAUAUUCUCUCAGCUAUAUUUGGUCAGCAUCACAAGUCUUUACGUAUUAUGUUGGUGUUAACAAUAGUUUUGCCACCAAGUCCAUUAUACCAAACGCUCAACAGACAUUAGCACCAGAAUUCGGUCCUAUUCUAAUAUCGCUUGUCGUUACUAAAAGUGGUAUAGUGAUAAUGUUAGAUUCAGAGGGCGAUAUUUACAUUCUUCUUCCAUCACCUCCUGGUACAUUCGCAGACAGUAGCACUAAAUUAGUUUCAUCAUUUCUACCAUGCAUCGGUGGUAGCUUCAGCUCCCAGUAUGACAUUCAACCUUGCUCGCUUUGUCCUCAAGGUUCCAGUACAAAUGGUUCCACUGGUCAAAUAUCCUGUGUAUCAUGUGAAAGCGAUGCUUUUUGUCCACUAGGUUCAGCCUUCGGAAAUAUUAGUUCAUCUUCUUUGCUCCUCACAAGUGUCAACCAAGCACAUGCUCACCCUUUAUCACCAAAAUCAGUUCGUUUUGACAAUAUUCUAAUGGAAAACAUGUUUGUUAUUUCUGCCUCUUCGUCACAUCGUUGUGUGGCUUUAUCACCCUUCUUCUGGUCAUUGAUUAUCAUGGCAUUAGGUAUAGUCAUCGUAUUUGUUAUGAUUAUUCUCAAAUACUGCGUCCCUCAUCCUCAAGGAAAGAAAACACACCAGCGAAUCAAACGUUUUUUCAAGCAAACAGAUCUUGUUGGUGAAGGUGAAUUAUGGAUAGGUGGAAUAGUUAGUUUUGCAAUUCUAUUUCUCUGCAUAUCUGCUUAUGUAUUCAGUGGUGCCUACUAUCGACGUUAUCCGAUUGAAAAUUCAAGUGGCAAUCUUGCAUUUGGUUGUCAUCCUACUUUGACGAAUGCUCAAUUCAGUUCCGGUUUGAUGUCUCUCAUGAUUCCACCAAAUGACGAUGAAUUACCCAUAUUUGAACUUCUUGAC